This is a messenger RNA of Galendromus occidentalis (western predatory mite), 1787 nucleotides long. RefSeq names its product cytohesin steppke (gene step). The transcript is spliced from 9 exons. The coding region runs from base 28 to 1245 and encodes 405 amino acids. Gene Ontology annotation, biological process: regulation of ARF protein signal transduction. The record is from RefSeq and is a predicted model, not a curated record. NCBI's taxonomy places the organism in Eukaryota, Metazoa, Arthropoda, Arachnida, Mesostigmata, Phytoseiidae. Gene Ontology annotation, molecular function: guanyl-nucleotide exchange factor activity.
AGAUUGCAACAAACUCUCGGCGGCAUCAUGAUUCAAGCACACCCAGAAUUGACUCAGGCCGAGUACACGGUGCUCCUCGAUAUCCAAAACAGGAAAGCAACGCUCAAGGCUGAGAUUGAACGAAUACGCUUCGAGAUCGAAUGCGUCACGAAUGAUAUGGCCAAACUCGAAUCUUCCACUCGGGGGACCCACGGGAAUGGCGGACAGGAUGGCGAAUCGCAAACAAGACUUAGGUUGAAGACGCAAGGCAGGAAAAUGUUCAAUCUCGAUCCGAAAAAAGGCAUCAAACAUUUGAUAGAUACCGGGCUUGUUGAGAAGACGCCGGAAGCGGUUGCUGAUUUCCUGUUCAAUGGCGAAGGUCUCUCCAAAAAAUCUAUUGGAGAUUAUCUCGGCGAGAAAGAAGAGUUCAACGAAGCAGUUCUUCACGCAUUCAUAAACCUGCAUGAAUUCAAAAAUUUGAUCCUCGUUCAAGCCUUGCGGCGCUUUUUAUUCACUUUCCGUUUGCCUGGGGAAUCCCAGAAAAUUGACAGAAUGAUGCAAGAGUUCGCCAAUCACUACUGUGACCAGAACCCGGGUGUUUUCGAAGCUCCAGAUCAGUGUUACAUUUUAUCAUUCGCGGUGAUCAUGUUGAAUACGAUGCUUCACAACCCUUCAAUCAAAGACAAACCGAGUAUCGACGAUUUCGUCAAAAUGGUCUCAGACUCGCCGUACGCGUACGAUAGGAACAUGCUGGCGCCAAUCUUCGAGAACAUCCGCGCGGAGCCAUUCAAAAUCCCGGAGGACGACGGCAACGAUUUGAUGCACACUUUCUUCAACCCAGAUAGAGAGGGAUGGUUAUGGAAACAGGGAGGACGAGUGAAGUCUUGGAAGCGAAGAUGGUUCAUCCUGUCCGAUAAGUGUCUCUACUAUUUCGAGUACACCACUGAUAGAGAGCCUCGAGGCAUCAUACCCCUCGAGAACGUGUCUGUCAGAGAUGCGACGGACCGAAGUAAUCGACAGCAUUGCUUUGAACUCUUUGCCGUCGGCGGGAGCUGCAUAAAAGCUUGCAAAACCGACUCCGAUGGUAAAGUCGUCGAAGGGAAACACAGUAUAUAUAGAAUGUCUGCGUCCACCGCUGAAGAGAAGGACGAGUGGAUGCGCUGCAUCGAAAGGUCCACAAUGCAACAUCCCUUUUAUAACAUGCUCGCCAGGAAGAAGAAAUUACAGGACAGUCAGGGCCACAAUCACAGGAAUCAAGCACAGUAGGAAGUUUCGGCCAUCCUAGAAGCGAUCUCGGCGACUUUGUCGAAUCACGGAGCGUUCUGAUCUUGCCGAGAGUGGUCCCUGAUGCUCAUCGCUGAGCUGAUUGCACGAAUCUGCCGGAAGAAUCUGUCAGAGCGGCGGCUUCGGAGAGUCACCAUAAGCUGGCGGUGAAUGUCUUGUCUAUAUUCCGAUGGUGUAAGAAUCUGCUGUGUAGAAUCCUGAGGAUUUGGGGUCCGGUGAGGGUCAGUCUAUCCUCGAAGUCUUCAGAGAAAACGAUUAUAAAUCAGCACGAUUGGGGAGGGCCAGGGCAGCUUUUGAAUGAAGCGGAAAGUUGUGUGGAACGCGGAGUACCAAAUCCUGGCGCUUCGACAAAGAUGGACGAGAGCCAAGAAUCGAUUUUUGUCACCCGCUGUGAUUUAAGGGGUAGAAUGGGACUCUAUCCCAAAGUGUAAAAAAUGCGGUCAGAGAUAUGAGCCUCUUCGGAGGCGGGAGUUUUUAUGAAAAGAAAAACACGAUAGAAUCAUAGUUAUGACUUAAUAAUAAAA